Molecule: messenger RNA, 1374 nt
Organism: Closterium sp. Naga37s-1
Lineage: Eukaryota; Viridiplantae; Streptophyta; Zygnematophyceae; Desmidiales; Closteriaceae
Source: the annotation of a GenBank genome assembly
AUGGCUCUCCGUCACGUCCUUCUUCUCACCUUUCUCGCGGCCUUCGCGCUGAGCCUCUCGGCUGCCUCUGCUCUUCCCAGCCACCGCGGUAGUGCUAGUAAUCGGCGCGCUCUGGGCAGCAAGGCCUCCAAGCCCGCGGGUUACGUGAAAGCCGAGUCGCCCAAGAUUCAAGUCACGGCGGAGAUGCGCGCCAAGGCAGUUGCGAUCGCGAAGGAAGCGUUCGAGAAGGCGAAGAAGGAGGCGAAGGACCCUGAGAAUCAGAAAAAGGUGGCCAUAGCAGCGGCAAAGAAGAUUGGCAAGACGGCUCUGAACGCCCUGCUGCCCGGAAGCGGGCACGUGAUUGACGCUGUGCAAGCGGCGAAGUUCUUCAAGGAGAAUUUCUGGCCAAUCAUCAAAGCGGAGCUCCAGAAACUCGCCGAUGAGGCGGCGGCGGAGAGCCAGAAGAACUAUCAGGCGAUCAAAACGCCGCCCCAGACUCCCAAGGGCAAGAAAGGCGGCAACUGGGUGGGAGGGGCGGAAGGAGGGAACAGAAAGCCAUACCACAGCCAAGGAAGAGGGGCUGGCAAAGAAGUGGCGGGGUUAGUGCAGGGCAAGGUGGUGGACAGUACAGUGAUGGGCAUAAUGCAAGGCAAGGUGGUGGACGGCACAAUCAUAGUCAUGGACGCGUUUGCUCUGCCUGUGGAGGGCACGGAGACCCGAGUCAACGCCCAGGCUGAGGCGUAUGAGUACAUGGUGGAGUUCACCCAGACAAAUAAGAGGGCGGGGCGGCUGGAGAACGUGGUGGGGUGGUACCACUCCCAUCCGGGGUACGGGUGCUGGCUUUCAGGCAUCGACGUGUCCACUCAGAUGCUCAACCAGGAGUUCCAAGAGCCCUUCCUCGCUGUUGUCAUCGACCCCACCCGCACUGUGUCUGCUGGCAAGGUGGAGAUUGGGGCGUUCCGCACGUACCCCAAGGGGUACAAGCCGCCAGAUGAGCCGCCAUCGGAGUAUCAAACCAUCCCGCUCAACAAAAUUGAGGACUUUGGCGUGCACUGCAAGCAGUCAUCGCUCGACUCGCAUCUGCUCGACCUGCUGUGGAACAAGUACUGGGUCAACACGCUCUCCUCCUCACAGCUCCUCGCCAACCGCGACUAUGUGGCCGGGCAGAUCUCUGACCUGGCGGAGAAGCUGGAGCAGGCAGAGGGACAGCUGGCACAUUCAGGGCGUAUAGGGGGAUUUCUGAUGCCGCCACAGCGACGCAAGGAGGUGAGAGGAAUGGGGAAGGAGGCAGAGGGACAGCUGGCGCAUUCAGGACGCAUGGGGGGGUUGGUUUCUGAUGCCGCCACAGUGGCGCAAGGAGGUGAGUGGAGGGGGCAGUCUGUGGCCUGCAAAUGA